Molecule: messenger RNA, 702 nt
Organism: Caenorhabditis briggsae
Lineage: Eukaryota; Metazoa; Nematoda; Chromadorea; Rhabditida; Rhabditidae
Gene: Cbr-lec-11
Product: Protein CBR-LEC-11
Exons: 4
Coding region: 1-702 (233 amino acids)
Molecular function (GO): galactoside binding; carbohydrate binding
Source: RefSeq, a predicted model, not a curated record
AUGGUUCACAUCAUUGAGAAUCCACCAAUUCCUCUUGCCACUCCAAUCUAUGAGGGCAUGAAAGCCCAUUCAUCGGUUGAAAUUCACGGAGAUGUGUUUCAAGGACCACAAGGAGGAUUCACUGUCGAAUUCCCAACCAAAAAUGGAGUGGCUUUGCAUAUUUCUGUACGAAUGGGACUCUACGGACAAAAUGUGAUCGUAUUCAAUCAUUUGGAUCAUGGAAGAUGGCAUCGUGAGGAACACCAUCAUAAUAACGUUGUUUUCGGAAGGCCAUUCUGUAUGAAAAUUCACAAUGAGCAUAGAAAAUAUUCGAUACAUGUGGAUGGACAUCACAUCGGCCACUAUCACCAUCACAAAUGUCCCAAGAAAAUUGUUGCAUUGACUAUUCGUGGAGAUAUCCGAGUUGGAAAAGUUCACUUCGAAAACUUCAAACAUCACAAUGGAGGUGGAACCGAAGUAGUUCUUCCAGUUGCUGUUGCUCCGACCCCAGUCGUUGUCGCAUCCGCUCCACCACCACCUGUGAUGAUCCCUCAACCACAAAUUGUUCCAAUGGUCCAACCGGUUCCUGUUGUUCAGCCAAUGGUCCAACCCAUCUACCCCAACAUCCAACCAAUUGUGUAUCCAACUGCUACACCAGUCAUUUAUACACAACCGGAAGUUAUCUACAUGGAAGGUUAUCAUCAUCAUCACCGCCACUACUAA